Molecule: messenger RNA, 2076 nt
Organism: Trichomycterus rosablanca
Lineage: Eukaryota; Metazoa; Chordata; Actinopteri; Siluriformes; Trichomycteridae
Gene: gfra2a
Product: GDNF family receptor alpha 2a
Exons: 10
Coding region: 1-1494 (497 amino acids)
Biological process (GO): nervous system development
Cellular component (GO): signaling receptor complex; external side of plasma membrane
Molecular function (GO): signaling receptor activity
Source: RefSeq, a predicted model, not a curated record
AUGCACCAGGCUCUCAAGAGGUUCCAGGCUCUAUUGAAGUACCAGGCUCCUCUGAGAUUCCAGGCUCUCCUGAGACUCGCCGCGACACGCAGACACGAGCGUCCAGAGAGCGAAUACAGCGACGGUGGCGUGUUUGUGUUCUUUACGCCUGGACAUUUGGGAUCGUGUAGGAAGGGGGUCAUCAUGUACCUGCUCCUGUACGGAUUCCUGCUCCUCAUGGUGGAUCUCUCAGCGUCCUCGUCCUCGUCCCACGCCUCCACCUCCUUGACCCCUCAGGAUUUCGUGGACUGCGUGAGGGCGAGCGAGGACUGUAACCUGAGCCCCCAGUGCAGCCCGCAGUUUCGCAUCAUAAAGCAGUGCCUGGUGGGCAAGGACUGGAGCUCCAUGCUGGGCGUAAAGGAGUGCCAGGCGGCGCUGGAGGUGCUGCAGGAGACGCCGCUGAUGGAAUGUCGCUGUAAACGGGGAAUGAAGAAGGAGUUGCAGUGUCUGCAGCACUACUGGAGCAUCCACAUGAGUCUUAACGACGGUGAAGAUUUUUAUGAAGCCUCUCCGUACGAGCCGAUGCCUCCGGUCCAGCUCUCAGAGGCCGUCCGCCUGGCGUCCAUCAUCUCCAGUAUCCACACUGGUACAGGUAAAGGUCAGCCCCACUGCUCCGACCCCUCUCGCCCCUGCAACCCCUGUCUGGAUGCCACCAAAGCUUGUAACCUGAACGACAACUGCAAGCGUCAGCGCUCCAACUACAUCAACACGUGCACAAGCAAAGGAUGUAACAGGAAGCGCUGUCACAAGGCGUUACGCCAGUUCCUGGAGCGGGUGGAUCCUCAGUACAGCUUCGGCCUGCUCUUCUGCUCCUGUCGGGAACAAGCCUGCGCUGAGAGGAGGCGCCAGACCAUCGUCCCCUCCUGCGCCUACGAGGACAAGACCAAACCCAACUGCCUGCACCUGCGCGGUACCUGCCGCAACGACCCCCUCUGCAGGUCCAGACUGGCGGAUUUCCACACCCAUUGCCUGAUGGGUCACGACACCAUCAGCACCUGCCCUGACGACAACUACCAAGCCUGUCUGACCGCGUACACCGGUCUGAUCGGAACGGAUUUGACCCCGAACUACGAGGACUCUAAUCACACAGACUUCACCAUCUCGCCCUGGUGUAGCUGUAAGAACAGCGGUAAUCAGGAGGGCGAGUGUGAGGAGUUUCUGCGGGACUUUAAGGAGAACACUUGCCUACGAAACGCCAUUCAGGCAUUCGGCUACGGGACGGACUUCAGAUUAGCGCAUAAGUCUGACGCGCCGCUGUCCACACCGUCGGUGAACCCUCACUCAGGAGCUCAGAACAACCCCACCGCCAACCCCGUCAUCAUCACGCAAACGUAUGAGCCUGAACAGGAGGCCAGUAUGAACAGGAACAUGAACCGGAUCGACGGGCUGAGGAUCCACGCCAAGGUCUUGAUCCUCUCCCUGAUCUUCGCCCUGGUGGGAAACCUCGCCGCCUAAACCCUGCCGAGCCCCGCCCGAGGUCCCGACCGCGAGGACGAGACUAUAGCAGACCCCUCAUCGAAAAGACCGAAAUCCCUUCGCUUGUCUGUCUGUCGUCUUUCUACUGCAGCUUUAUUUCUAUCUGAGAAAAAAAAAUGAGAGAGGAAGUGAGACGCCUGAGAGCUGCAGCCCAAAUCCAGACUGAUUUAGAACGGAAGGAUAAAAGAACCGGACGAUACCGACUCCAUCGCUUCGUUUAAGGUGGCGCUGGACUGAUUUUCUUCUCUGUGCUUCACUUUUAUGUUAAAUCUGCGUCCUCUCUGGACGGAGCUGCAGACGAACACGGUUUUUCAGCCCAGGAACCGAUUUUCAUCAUAACUGGGACCCAUCAUGACCUUUGCACGCCCUACAUUCCACUCCACAAUAUUUAGGACACCUGUGUUCCUGUCGUGCUCUUACAUGUCCUGCCUUUCACCCUUAAUUACAUCAGGCCAGAUACCACCAUGAUUUUGGGAGGAUGGAUCCUAGAGAUCCCGUCACUCUUCCAUCACCAAGAGACGUUAUAUACACCGAUCAAACCACCUCCUUGUUUCUACACUC